Caenorhabditis bovis is the source of this 849-nucleotide messenger RNA. The record is from the annotation of a GenBank genome assembly. Lineage: Eukaryota; Metazoa; Nematoda; Chromadorea; Rhabditida; Rhabditidae.
AUGGAGACCCUACUAUCGGCUGGACCACUUCGCGACACGUUGAUCUAUUAUGGUACGGUGACAGCGAGCUGCGAACUCGCUCGACAUGUUUGCGAUAGAUUUCUCGACAAAAAAUCCACGCUUUUUCUGUUUGCCAUCGAAUUUCUUGGAACACUUCAAGUAACAACAACGAUAUUCGAGAAUGGUGUUGUUGACAUUUACUUUGGUCGCCAAAUGUUCGCAUUGACACUUUUCACAAUGGGAUUGGUGUUCGCGUUUUGCACUCGCGGAGCAUUUUGCUCACCAUUGGCACCAUUCGAACAAUACGUUUUCGGCAAAAUGAAGCUAAAAGAAUUUAUUCGAACGAUCAUCGCCCAAUUAUUCGCCGGAUAUUGCUCAUAUCGAUUUGCGCGAACAAUUUGGACUCAAACCUAUGUUCCAUCGGAAGCGCACACAAGAAUGGCAUCUCUCGUUGAUCAAUGCCAGUUCAACCAUCAAUACCAAUUGUAUGUCCACUUAGCGUUCGAACUAAUCGGCACAUUUAUCGUUCGUCACGUUCUCGUUCGCGCAACUUCCGAAGAACGCGAUAGUCGAAUUCGUACAAUCUUUCCCGCAUUUUUCAUGGCAAUGGUCUUCACCGGAACUGUCACCUAUGUCGGAGAUCAGGCUCUUGAUCCACUAGUGGCAACCACAUUGUUCUACGGAUGCCGCGGAAUUGACGUUCAACAAUACAUUCUCAUCUACUGGCUUGCUCCAGUUGUCGGAUGGCUCGCUUCUGCCUAUGUCGACAACUCCAAAUCGAAGAAGCUCAAGAACAAGGUAGAGAAGGAAGAGAAGAAGAAGCUGAAGAACCAAAAGAAGAACAACUAA